This is a messenger RNA of Chrysemys picta bellii (western painted turtle), 2080 nucleotides long. The record is from RefSeq and is a predicted model, not a curated record. NCBI's taxonomy places the organism in Eukaryota, Metazoa, Chordata, Testudines, Emydidae.
GCAGCCCCGAUAGUGAAUUUGACUCCAGUAGCCCCCAUCUGCACUUCCUCAUUUCCCCCCAGCGUCUCUGUCGUGAAGGGCCCCAAAGGGAGCAGUGGGUGGAACGGCCCCUCCCCCACAGAUUUGUCCCCCAGUUAGGCCUAGCUUCCAACACUCAGUUUUGGUUCACUGAUUUCCGGCCCCAUGCCCCUCUCGUUUCCCAGACAUGAGCUUGUCACAGGACCUUGAGGGACACCAGGAGUUCCUUUUGUUGAAGCUAAUUCCAUCUCUGUCUCCCUUUCCCACCAACUGCUGUUAGUGUAGGUUGCUGUGAUGGCACAGGGAUUUUCCCUCACUCUUUACAGUUCCGCUCACAAGGAGGGUAAAUGUCUGGACCCAACUCUCACACCACUGCCCUUCCUUUGCCUGCAGGGGAGCCGAUGGGGAGGGAGAACAACACCUCAGUGACCGAAUUCAUCCUCCUCGGUUUCUCCAGCAACCCAGCGGAGGAGCUCGUCCUCUUUGGGGUCUUCACAGCCAUCUACCUGGUGGCCCUGCUGGGCAAUGUGCUCAUCUUACUGCUGGUCAGCCUGGACUCCCGGCUCCACUCGCCCAUGUACUUCUUCCUGGGAAACCUCUCCGUGGUGGACAUCGGCUACACCAGCUCCACCGUGCCCAAGAUGCUGGCCAAUUACCUGUCGCGGGACAAGUCCAUCUCAUGGGCCAGUUGCCUCUCCCAGAUGUUCUUCUUCAUCUCCUUUGGGGGGAUCGAAUGCCUGAUACUGGGGGUCAUGGCCUAUGACCGCUACGUGGCCAUCUGUCACCCGCUACACUACGGCAUGUUCAUGAGCCGGCGGAUGUGUGCCCUGCUGGCUGCAGCCGCCUGGGCCAUGGGCUUGACCAACUCGGCUGUGCAUUCAUCCCUGAUGUCCAUCCUGUCCUUCUGCCGGGGCAAUGUCCUCCAUCACUUCUUCUGCGACAUCCCCCCGCUCUUCCAGCUCUCCUGUUCUGACACUCGGACCAACCAGGCUGUCACCAUUGUUGUGGGAGGUGCUAUCGUCUUCAGCUCCUUGCUGGGGACCCUGGUGUCCUAUGUGUACAUCGCACUGGCCAUCCUCAGGAUCCGCACGAGGGAAGGGCGCCUCAAGGCCUUCUCCACCUGCGCCUCCCACCUGACCGUGGUCAGCCUCUACUUUGGCACCAUCCUCUUCACCUACCUCCGUCCCAACUCCACCUACUCGCAGGAGCAGGACCGGGCACUGCCUGUGCUCUAUGGCAUCAUCAUCCCCAUGCUCAACCCCAUCAUCUACAGCCUGAGGAACAAAGAUGUGAAAGGGGCGCUCCAAAAAGCCCUGGCUAGGAGCUAGGCAGGUAUUGUCUUCUAAUGGACAGUGCACAGGUUUGGGAGUCUGGACUCCUGGGUUCCAUCCCCAGCUGUGGGAGAGGAGUGGCAUCGAGUGGGUAGCAUUUGCAAUGGGUACUGGGAAUCAGGAAUUCUGGGUUCCAUGCCCAGUUGAGGGAAGGACUCUGGGUGUGCGUACACUAGGGAUUGUGAUUGUAUCUGGCAAAGUUGAAAGUUUUUUCUUUUGUCUGAACAUUUUUCAGUUUUCGGCAGUAUUAGGUGUAACACUUUUGGAUUUGGGAGAAAAUAGUUUGGUUUAUCUUUUCUGAAAACCUCCAAAAAUAAAAAUAAGUCGAUUUUCAAUGUUUUGACAAAAAGUCAACAGUUUCUGAGGAGUUGUUUUCCCAUUGGAAGGAGGAACGGAUAACUCACAUUAAUGACAUACACUCCUUCUUGUUCCUGUAUCAGCUGCUGUAAUUUAUACGUGGGGAAACCUCAAUCCAAGAUAUUCGCAAAGGAGUUUAUGGAUGUCAUCUCAUGUUGUACAACUACUUUGCUAACCUCAGACCUGGUUGAAAAUGCCAUUGUUUCCAUAGGAAAUAAAGAAAAUAGAAUGAAAAAGAGGUUUGUUCUGUAAAAAACAAUACGCCACACAAAUCUUUUAUUUGUUAGGUUGGUUGCUUAAUUGUUUUUUUCAACAACAACAAAAACCCUUGUCCCACAUAAAUUGUUUUUCAAAAACAGUUUUUUGUAGAGAUC